Plasmodium fragile is the source of this 1740-nucleotide messenger RNA. RefSeq lists its product as uncharacterized. The record is from RefSeq and is a predicted model, not a curated record. Gene Ontology annotation, molecular function: protein binding. The transcript has a single exon. Bases 1 to 1740 code for a protein of 579 amino acids. Gene Ontology annotation, biological process: maturation of SSU-rRNA from tricistronic rRNA transcript (SSU-rRNA, 5.8S rRNA, LSU-rRNA). Gene Ontology annotation, cellular component: small-subunit processome; 90S preribosome; nucleolus. NCBI's taxonomy places the organism in Eukaryota, Apicomplexa, Aconoidasida, Haemosporida, Plasmodiidae.
AUGAUCAAAUCGUUCAUUAACAACGGGAUUAAAAUAUACUCGUUAACAUCGGGUAGGGUGAGUCCCGAGAGUGGUGGUGGCAUCGGUGGCUUUGGAAAGGCGCAUGGAAGGAAACAAAAGAAGAAUGCAUCGAUUGGGAGGAGCGAAAACUCGGUAGAAAUAUUACACGAUUUAGAAUUUUCACAAAAGAGUGAACAAGUAAAGAUCAGCGAUGACGACAGGUACAUCUGUAUCAGUGGGAUGUAUCCACCCCAGGUGGGGUUGUACGAUACGAAAGAAAUGUCCAUAAAGCAUAGGAGGCAUUUUGACGAAGAGGUUGUGAAUUUUGAAUUCUUAAGUAGUAAUUAUGAGAAGCUAGCUUUUUUAUGCAAAAACAGGAAUUUAGAAUUCCACAACGCAGCAGGAAAAUAUUACAAAAUGAGAAUUCCAAAGGAGGGCAGAAAUUUACUGUACAACAGAGAAAAUUCUAAUUUAUAUAUUUGUUCUUCUUUUGACGAAAUUUACAUUUUGAAUUUACAAAAGGGUGCAUUUGAAAAUUCCAUGAGUACCAGAAAUGAACACAAUAAUUUUUUAUGUCGAAAUAUGCAGCUGCCUGUGAUGGCCACAGGUGGGUCCAGUGGUUUUUUGGAAAUGUGGGAUGAGCGUGCGAAGAGGAGUAUUUGUUGUUUGGAGAUUCAUGAAGGGGAAGAAUUGACUGCUGGGUGUUUUUCUGAAAGUGGUUUGAAGUUGGGUGUCGGGACGGAAACGGGGAUUGUGAAGAUGUAUGACAUUCGUCACAGCAGACCGCUGCUUGUGAAAGACCACUGCAAUGAUUUGGCCAUUAAGAAGAUCGAGUUUUUGAGCAUAGGGAAGAGUGGUGGAGGGAGUGCUGGAGCAGGGGUUGGAGGUAGAACAUUUGAUAAUGACCGCUUUGUGUGGAAUGAAGAUUGUGACCCCUCAUUGUCAGGUGGGGGAGCAUCAUCAAACGAGUACGUCACAUCUGCAGACGCCAACUGCAUCAAAAUAUAUAACGAGAAUGCGCCGAAUUUGUUAUCGUUCCAUGUAGUAGAUCGGGAGAACGAAAAUGGAAAGAGUAAAAGUGGGUCAAAAAGAACAAAUGCGUUUAAGCUACUUGGAAAUGAUACGAUAAGUAUAAAUUCGUUUACCUUUUAUAAAAACUCAGGACUAUGUUUCAUCCCCUGUGACAGUACGAAUGUGUCUGUGUACUUCAUCCCGUACAUUGGGAUCGCCCCCAAGUGGUGUAGCUUUCUAGAUAAUAUAACUGAAGAAUUGGAAGAAAGAGAAAAAUAUGAUAACAGCAGAAAUGAGGGUGAUACGCAAUAUGCGAAUUCGACUGAUCUAUUUGACGAUUACGUUUUUGUUUCGAAUGAGCAAGUGGAAAGAAUGAAUAUAAGUCACCUGAGAGGAACACCUAACUUAAUUUCCUACCUGCACGGGUACUAUAUGCCGUCCAAAUUGUACACAGAUAUUAAGAGCGUGCUUGAGGCGGAUAAUUUGAACCAAGUGAAAAAGGCCAUUGUGCAAAAGAGGCUGGAGAAGAAACAGCAGAUGCGAAUCCCCGACAAGAGCGUUUUGGUGAACAGGGAGUACGUUGAUAAACUACUCACCAGGGUGAACAAGAAGGUCGAUAAAAAGCAGAAGGCUAUUGUGGAUGCCCAGGAGUUGUUGCAGGACGAGCGGUUCAACAAGCUCUUUUACGACCCCGAGUAUAUGGUCGAGACGGUUGACUUGGGCGAUUAG